UAUUCAUCUCCAACAACCCACCACACUCUCACUCACAAUCUUCUCAUCAUUGCUCAUCCCUUUGCUUCCACCACCACCACAACCAGCACUGCAAUUUCCACAUCUGUGACUUGUCUAUGUAACCUCAGUGGAGUGAGCUCAAACGCCACCACCAAGUCAAGCUCCAUGGAUUUCUCAGACCCUACUGCCUUGUCUCCCCCACCAAAAGAAGGUCCAGAGCCUGAACAAAGAGUUCGACAAAAGGGAGCUGAUCCAAAGCCUCAUGGCCACUUGUCAUGGCAGCAGGAGGAGUGUGGGCAGAGGUUCGGAGAGAUACUUAACAGGACCUGCUCCUCUUCCUCCCAAAGGUUCAGGGCUGAAGUCAUCAGGGGUAGUAGCUCCACCACCCUCGAGGCAGGGAUCAGGAGGGCCUUCUCCAUGAGAAAGUCAUCCUCGGCUAGAGAAGGCUACUGGAGAAUCCAUGACACUGGCGAUGGGGAUCAGUUAAUGGAGCAGCAACAGCAGAUGAGGUGUUCCAGGAAGAAAGGCAAGUUGCUACGGGCUUGCAAGAGGUUCUUUGGAUUCUAAUGGUGUCAUCCUUUCAGAAUAAUUCAUCUGUCUUCUAUUGAUCUCUGGCACGAUGUUUAUUGUUAGAAAAUAUUUAUCUGUAAGAGAGAGAUCGAAAAUGAGGAGUAAAA
Molecule: messenger RNA, 677 nt
Organism: Musa acuminata subsp. malaccensis (wild Malaysian banana)
Lineage: Eukaryota; Viridiplantae; Streptophyta; Magnoliopsida; Zingiberales; Musaceae
Source: RefSeq, a predicted model, not a curated record